Molecule: messenger RNA, 707 nt
Organism: Notechis scutatus (mainland tiger snake)
Lineage: Eukaryota; Metazoa; Chordata; Lepidosauria; Squamata; Elapidae
Gene: APH1A
Product: aph-1A gamma-secretase subunit
Biological process (GO): positive regulation of catalytic activity; protein processing
Cellular component (GO): membrane
Source: RefSeq, a predicted model, not a curated record
AUCAUCAUCAUCAUCAUCUUGUUUUGGUUGGUCUUCCUUCUCUUGGCUUCCCUGGUCUGAUUCAUUUCCGUUCACCUGAGUAACCAGGAGGACAAGUGGCUGCAGCAUCUCCUGCUGAUGUUUGGGGCAGCCUUGUCUGUCCUGCUGCAGGAAGCCUUCCGCUUUGCUCACUUCAAGCUCCUCAAGAGAGCAGAUGAAGGGCUUGUGACCAUGAGCAAAGAUGGGCCAUUCCCCGGUUGGACCAAACAAAUGGCCUCUGUGUCUGGCCUCUCCUUUGGGAUUAUCAGUGGCCUCUUCUCCAUCAUUAACAUCCUUGCCAAUUCCAUUGGUCCCGGCACAGUUGGCAUCCAUGGGGAUUCGCCCUAUUACUUCAUUACUUCAGCUUUUCUGACCAUGGCCCUGGUUUUCUUACACGUGUUCUGGGGGACCAUUUUCUUCAACACCUGUGAGAAGAGGCACUACUGGAAGCUGGCCCUGACGACUGUCAACCCUCUGGUGAUAUCUGGGCUGGUGAGUGGAUCUGGAAGGCUUCCCAGGAUUUGAGCUAAAAUGUGUGUUGGAUCUGGUUCUCUUAAGAAGGCAGCACUGGGCUUCUACUCUUUCUAGAUUGGCCGUCUCCAGGACAAGAGGUCCCACCCACCCAUUCUUUCUGGGGAAGGGGGACGGGUUAACAGCCCAACAUGCCUGAAAGAUAGCUCUAAAAAGAU